AAUUCCGUGUUUUCCCCGGGUAGGGAAAUGCUUAAAAUUAAAACAAUAUUUUUCGUAUCAUCUAUCCUGGAUGGCAGGAUUCUGCUGGUCACAGGUCAAUUCAGUUCCUCAGCUGAUAAGCUCAUGCUGGCAUGGCCCACGUCAAUAAUUUUUGACACCAUGACCACAGCAACACUGUUUUGCUCUCAUCGUUCGCGGUCUUGAUCCUAACAGAUCGGGAGAAGAACCUACUCUUCAGGAGAUUCGAUCUGUGGUCAGAUAUGUAACUCACAGUUAAUAAUCCUUAAUAUAGAUUUUGUCCGUGGGGGCCGCUUGCACUAUUCACUAUCGAUUGCUUUUAUAAUUGUGUCUUGUUGAAGAUUGUAUUAACAUUUCGUCCGGUGUGUUCCGAGCUUUCAAAUUUCGAGGGUUUUUUCUAUAUUGGACUAUUAUUUUUAUAUACUUCAAUGGAGCUCGUUAACAGUUAAAAUUACAGCAGUUUACGAGAUCCGUGCUUGCAAUUUAGCAGAGGGAAAAAGAUGGACAGCGCUGUGAAUGUGUAUGUUCCGCCACCAACAACCCCGCAGGUUUCGUGGAAGAGUUACUACAAAUCAGCUUUGUUCUUGGCUUACCAAAGCUUUGGGGUGGUUUAUGGUGAUUUGGGCACAUCUCCACUUUAUGUCUACAAAAGUGUCUUUGAAGGGAAGUUGCAUGGGUAUAUGGAUGAAGAGACAGUAUUUGGGGUCUUUUCAACAAUCUUUUGGACGUUCACUUUGAUUCCUUUAAUUAAGUAUGUUGUCAUUGUUUUGAGUGCAGAUGACAAUGGAGAAGGAGGGACAUUUGCAUUAUAUUCACUUCUUUGUAGACAUGCAAAGCUGAGUAUGCUUCCAAAUCAGCAAGCAGCCGAUGAGGAGGUCUCCACAUAUCAUAAAUUUGGACAGGCAGCUCAGAAUUCAGGAACAUCUACAUUGAAAAAGUUUUUUGAAAAGCAUAAAAAAAUGCGUACAGGUUUACUGAUUGUGGUUUUGGUAGGCACUUGCAUGGUGAUAGGUGAUGGUGUUCUGACACCUGCAAUAUCUGUUCUUUCAUCAGUGUCUGGUCUCCAAGUACGCACUACAAAGCUCAAUGAUAGGGAGGUGGUGUUGAUUUCUUGCAUCAUAUUGGUUGGCCUGUUUGCUCUGCAGCAUUUUGGUACCCAGAAGGUAGCCUUUAUGUUUGCACCUAUUGUGAUCACUUGGCUGUUGUGCAUCAGUGCAGUUGGCAUAUAUAAUGUUGUUCAUUGGAAUCCUAGCAUAUUGCGUGCUUUCUCUCCUUAUUAUGUAUACAAGUUUUUUAGGCGGACUGGUAAAGAUGGUUGGAUUUCUCUUGGAGGGGUACUCCUUUCAAUUACAGGUACAGAAGCCAUGUUUGCAGACCUUGGACACUUCACUCCUUUGUCAAUCCGGAUUGCCUUUGCAGGAUUUGUCUAUCCUUGUUUGAUAUUAUCUUAUUUGGGACAAGCUGCUUUUCUUUCGAAGAAUAAGGUUACCGAAAGUUUUUAUAAAUCUAUCCCUGAGGCUGUUUAUUGGCCUGUGUUUGUGGUAGCUACUCUUGCUGCAAUUGUUGGGAGCCAAGCUGUUAUUUCGGCAACGUUUUCUAUUGUCAAGCAAUGCCAUGCUUUGGGUUGCUUCCCACGUGUUAAAAUUGUUCAUACUUCAAAGCAUAUUAAUGGACAGAUCUACAUACCAGAAAUAAAUUGGAUUCUCAUGAUUCUCUGCUUGGCUGUCACAAUAGGAUUCCGGGAUACCACCAUUAUUGGCAAUGCUUAUGGCAUUGCUGCCAUCACUGUUAUGUUUGUGACAACAUGCCUUAUGACUCUUGUUAUAGUCAUUGUGUGGCAAAAGAAUGUUAUACUGGCUAUAGUUUUUCUUCUGUUUUUUGGAUCCAUUGAAGGAGUUUACUUAUCAGCCUCUUUUACAAAAGUACCUCAGGGAGGUUGGGCUCCUCUUGUUUUGGCAAUGGUAUUUAUGAUUGUCAUGUAUGUAUGGCAUUAUGGUACAAGAAGAAAAUAUAUGUUUGACUUGCAGAACAAAGUUUCUAUGAAGUGGAUUCUCACACUUGGGCCAAGCCUUGGAAUUGUCCGUGUUCCUGGGAUUGGCCUGAUAUAUACUGAACUGGUUACAGGGGUUCCUGCCAUAUUCUCACAUUUUGUAACAAAUCUCCCUGCAUUUCAUCAGGUACUUGUGUUUGUGUGCAUAAAAUCAGUUCCCGUUCCUUAUGUCCCUCAUGAAGAACGCUAUCUUAUUGGCCGCAUUGGCCCAAAAGUAUACCGGAUGUAUAGAUGCAUUGUGAGGUAUGGAUACAAGGAUGUUCAGAAAGAUGAUAAUGAUUUUGAGAAUCGGCUUAUUCUCAGUAUCGCUGAAUUCAUUCAGAUGGAAGCAGAAGGAUCACAAACUUCAAGCUGUGAGUCAUUGGAUGGAAGGAUGGCAGUAAUUAGCACUCCAGUUAGAUCUGCUGUAAGGAUGGUAGUUUCAGAUCUUUCUAGUGAUAUGGUGGGCAGUAUUCCUAGCAGUAAAUCUCCAACUCUACAAUCUCUUCAGUCAAUGUAUGAGAUAGAGUCCCCUCGAUCAGAAAGGCGACGAAGAAUAAGAUUUGAAGUGCCUAGGAAUCCUGCGAUAGAUCCCUCGGUAAUGGAGGAGCUAUCGGAUUUAAUUGAGGCAAAGGAUGCAGGAAUUGCUUACAUAUUAGGUCACUCAUACAUCAAGGCUAGGAAGUCAUCAACAUUUCUAAAGAAAUUCGCAAUUGAUGUAGGGUAUUCAUUUCUUAGAAAGAAUUGCAGGGGUCCUGCUGUAGCCUUGAAUAUUCCACAUAUUAGCCUUAUUGAGGUGGGUAUGAUCUAUUAUGUGUAGAUAUUUUGUGCAACUUAUUCUGUACGCGAGAAUAUUGCAAGAAAUUGUGUUUUCCUCAGUGAGAUGAGAUGCUUUUAAACUUAUGCAUAUGCAAUGGCAGUUUUUGUAUAUUAUGCUUUCAUUUAAAAACAGAUCUCUAAGUAAUUGUGAUUAGAAAGACAUUAAAAUUA
Cryptomeria japonica (Japanese cedar) is the source of this 3037-nucleotide messenger RNA. RefSeq names its product potassium transporter 7. NCBI's taxonomy places the organism in Eukaryota, Viridiplantae, Streptophyta, Pinopsida, Cupressales, Cupressaceae. Gene Ontology annotation, biological process: potassium ion transmembrane transport. The record is from RefSeq and is a predicted model, not a curated record. Gene Ontology annotation, cellular component: membrane. Gene Ontology annotation, molecular function: potassium ion transmembrane transporter activity. The transcript has 9 exons. Bases 519 to 2867 code for a protein of 782 amino acids.